Molecule: messenger RNA, 4815 nt
Organism: Camelus dromedarius (Arabian camel)
Lineage: Eukaryota; Metazoa; Chordata; Mammalia; Artiodactyla; Camelidae
Gene: G6PC1
Product: glucose-6-phosphatase catalytic subunit 1
Exons: 5
Coding region: 267-1340 (357 amino acids)
Biological process (GO): glucose 6-phosphate metabolic process; gluconeogenesis
Cellular component (GO): membrane
Molecular function (GO): glucose-6-phosphatase activity
Source: RefSeq, a predicted model, not a curated record
GGCUGUUCUCGUGUGCCUGUUUUCUAUUUUACGUAAAUCAUGCUGAACAUGUUUGCAUCAACCUCCUGGUGAUGCACCUUUGAUCAAUAGAUUUUAGACAAAAGUGGUUUUUGAGUCCAAAGAUCAGGGCUGGGUUGACCUGCAGACUGGAUACAGGGUGUAUAAAACAGAGGCAAGGCGCAGGCUGAUAGCAGAGCAGUCACCACCAAGUCUGAAAAAACUGCCAAGGCACAGCUGAAGGCUUCCUGAAGGGCUAGUGUGUGAGGAUGGAGGAAGGAAUGAACGCUCUCCAUGACUUUGGGAUCCAGUCAACGCGCUACCUCCAGGUGAAUUACCAGGACUCUCAGGAUUGGUUCAUCCUGGUGUCCGUGAUUGCAGACCUCAGGAAUGCCUUUUAUGUCCUCUUCCCUAUCUGGUUCCAUCUUCGAGAAGCUGUGGGCAUCAAACUCCUCUGGGUAGCUGUGAUUGGAGACUGGCUCAACCUCGUCUUUAAGUGGAUUCUCUUUGGACAGCGGCCAUACUGGUGGGUCCAGGACACUGACUACUAUGGCAACACCUCUGUGCCGCUGAUAAAGCAGUUCCCGGUCACCUGUGAGACUGGCCCAGGAAGUCCCUCUGGCCACGCCAUGGGUACAGCAGGUGUAUACUAUGUGAUGGUCACAUCCACCCUCUCUAUCUUUCGGGGAAAGAAAAAGCCAACCUACAGAUUCCGGUGCUUGAAUGUCAUUUUGUGGUUGGGAUUCUGGGCCGUGCAGCUGAACGUCUGUCUGUCACGAAUCUACCUUGCUGCUCAUUUUCCCCAUCAAGUUGUUGCUGGAGUCUUGUCAGGCAUCGCUGUUGCUGAGACUUUCCGUCACAUCCAGAGCAUCUACAACGCCAGCCUCAAGAAAUACUUUCUCAUUACUUUCUUCCUGUUCAGUUUUGCCAUUGGAUUUUACCUGCUGCUAAAGGGGUUGGGUGUUGACCUCCUGUGGACUCUAGAGAAAGCCAAGAGAUGGUGUGAGCGGCCAGAAUGGGUCCACAUUGACACCACGCCCUUUGCCAGCCUCCUCAAGAACCUGGGGACCCUCUUUGGCCUGGGUCUGGCUCUCAACUCCAGCAUGUACAGGGAGAGCUGCAAAGGCAAACUUAGCAAGUGGUUCCCAUUCCGCCUCGGCUGCAUCGUGGCCUCCCUCAUCCUCCUGCAUCUCUUUGACUCUUUGAAACCCCCGUCCCAAACUGAGCUGAUCUUCUACAUCCUGUCCUUCUGCAAGAGUGCGGCGGUGCCCCUUGCGUCUGUCAGUCUCAUCCCCUACUGCCUCGCCUGGGUCCUGGGCCAGCCGAACAAGAAGACUUUGUAAAAGGAGACAGAAUCUUCAGUAUUUAAAGUCAGUGACGGCGCCAAGGAUUGAGGGUGGCUAGGGUCUCCUGCCAGCCCAUUUUGAGGCCAGAGGUGCUAGAGUCAGCUCAGGCAAUCCCCUUUGCAAUUCUAUUUGUAUUGGGUGAUGCUUUUUUUUUUUUGAAAAGCUAAUAAGGCUAUUUGAAGAAGCCUUAUUGGAAGUUGGGUCACUCUGGAUUUUCCCCCUGAAGAUUGACUUAUUCUUCUGUCAGAUAUACAGAAGCAAUACUUCUUGGUAGGGCCAGCAUAGUCCCAGGUUGGGGAUCACAACGGAAUUUUCUAUCCAUGCUCAUCCUUACCCAGAAAAGGAGCAAGGAGCAGUGGAUUGGAUAGGGACAGAAAGAUGGAUUAAGGAGGAUUUUUUAAAAUAUCUUGCAUAUUAUGUAAAUUGUAUGUCAAACAAUAUCUUAAUGGCUUUGAUCAUAUUCAAAGGUAAAGAACUCUCAACAGCGGGGGACCAACUUAAAGUACAACUAAUCGGUGGUUAGUGGGGUAACUGCUUCUUGUAUUUUUCUAUUAUAAAUCUAUGGUCAUUGUAUUUAUUAGGGUUUCUGAAUGGCUGCAGUGACCCAGAUAUUGUAGUAGGUCAGAACAUUCAGGCAAAGUUAGCUUCUCCUCAUAACAUUAGAUCUUCCUCAAUAUUAGCCCAGCUCUGCUUUCCCCAGAAUUUUCCACUGAUUCCAGACUCACCCUGCUGAACUUCAGAUGCCUAAAGGCAAGUCUGUGGUGGUGCUUUUGCAUGUUUCAGUUAAGCUCUGAAAUCUUGGGCAAAAUGGCAAGGAGAGGGCCAGGAUUCCUCUCUCCAGAAGGUCACUCCAACGUUACUUUUGAUUCCUGGAGGGUAUAUAUGACUCCUUUCUCUAUCCCAAGCCAAUGAAGAGCACAUUCUUGGAGGAAAAGCCAACUCCUCCUCGUCUGCUCUCCAGUCUCAACUGAUUUGCCAAAUGUCCUUUUAAAACAAAAUGUUGAAGUCUAUUUAUUUGAGUAGUCCUUGUUUUUGCUACUAAUUAUAUAGCUCACCAUAUAUUAUCAUUCACACCAGCCAUCCUGGUCAUAAAAUCUUUGCAAAGAAAAACAUAUACGUGCAGUAUUUUAUUAAAACAUUUUACUUAAAAGUGAAGUCUUGCUGAUUACUAUAUUUUAGAUGCAAUGUGAUCUAAAGGUUCUAAUUCUGGCAGCUAAAUUUCUAGAUCUUUCUCUAUUUCCCUAAACAAAUAAUUUUGUUUUUGUGUACUUAGGUUUUCUCUUUGGAGAAGGAAGGUGUUUUGUCUUGGGUUGCCCGAGAGUCCCAGACGGACUAGGGUGACUUACAAAGUGCCCACAGGGGCACAGGUAGAGUUGACCAUGUCAACAUAGGUACCAUGUCACUGAUCAAGACUGAACAUUUGUUACCAGACCACAGGGCAGCGUGAGUUGCUCUGUGGGAUCAAACUGGAACUUGAGGGUCAGACAGGCAGGGUCAUUACCAGACUAAGCAAUCAGGGAAUGUAAGUCACAGCAGCAGAAAAAGACAGGGCAGACUAUGGAAACCAAUAACCCAGUGUCAGCAAGGUUUUAGGUUAAAGUUAAGGAAAAUCUGAACAGGGUAAGUCAUAGCACCGAGGAAUGCUCAGCGGAGCUACUGAAAGUAUCUCUGUAGGAUUUAUUUCAUCCUGGGCCAGGGCCCACCUCCAACAGCCUUGACUCAUCAGCAUAACUCUGGAUCUACUGAGAGUGAGAGCUUAUCAUUCACUGCAGAACUUUGGGGUGUGACUCUUUAAGGAAAGUUGAGUCCUCCUACUGGAUUUGAUUUCUUCAGGGGGCGACCAGGCCCCUCCAAGACUCUAAUGGUCUCAUCAAGGGAGAAAGGAAAUGGUCUUGUUUUUGUCUGAAUUGAACCCCACUGCUUAGGCAUGGCCCCCAUCCUGGAUGAUUUAUUUGCUCUCAGGAACCAAGUCCAGACUCCUUGCAAUAAGAUUCUGGCAGAAGGUAAAUCAUAUCCCUGCCCCUGGCAGCUGGUAAGGUCGAUAAGGACACAUAAUAAAAGAUAAAUUUUGUUGAGUGCUUAAUAUAUGCCAGGCGCCGUUUUAAGCAUUUUAUUUAUGUAUAUAGUUAACUCACUUAAUUCUCCCAACGUCUCCGUGAGGUGGGUGCUAUAAUUUAUCCUCACAUUACACAUGAAUAGGCACAGAGAGGUUGGGUAUCUUGCCCAGAAUCGUGGAACCAAUUUAGGAGCCAGGCAGUCUGACUUCAGAGUCCAUACUCCACCUUCUACCCAACGGAUGCCAGUAAGACCAGUGGCGGUAUCAAACCAUUCUUCAGACACCAGCAGCAACUCUUAACUCAGACCAGGGAGAAUUUGAUUUCUUGUGGCCAAGGGACAUUAUAAAACUUAGAGUGAGUGAUCCUCCCAGUGAGCUAGCAUUUGUUUCUAAGUAUGAAGAUAUUGUAUUUCAAAGGUAAUUUCAUAAACUAACUAUUGAAAUAGGCAUAACCAUGAUAGAUUGAUAGCAGUGUCUAAGACAACCCUAGCUCUUUUCUUUCUUUCAAGGAAGAACUUAAAAGUCAUAUGCAGCCUGUCUGUGUCAGUGGUAGAAAGUAAAGAGAUACUGUGGAAGAUUGUUUAGAUCAGAGACUCCACAAAUACCUCACUGCCACCUUUCAUUGGGACAGGCGAAGUCUAGAAAUGAACAAGUUCUAAAGACUAAGAACUUGUGAUGGUUAAAGCCAGGCUGAUUGUCAGCCUGUGAUCAAUUUGUAAUAUAGCCAAUUUUUUUAAUAUACAUAUAUUUUUUAAUUGAAGUAGCCAAUGUAUUUUGACCAUGGAUCUGUUCCCCAUGUUACAGAUGUAUGUUUAUUUUAGAAAUGACUUGUGAAUUCUCAGGAUGGAAGUAAAGUAAAUUUAAGUAACCAAUGACAGUUUUCUUUCCCCACUGUUAAGUGACCGAUGACAGUUUUAAACGAACAUGUUUUGUUAUAGCACAAUUUGAUAGAACCUUUUUUGUCACUCUGUAAAGAAAGCUCACACCCAUUAGAAGUCACCUCUGUUUCACCCCUACUUAGCCAGCCUUUAUCAAUCGCUAAUCUACUCUCUGUCUCAGAGAUCUGCCUGUGCUAGACAUUUAAUAUAAAUGGAACCAUGUAACAUGUGACCUUUUGGAUCUGGCUUCUUUCACUUAACAGGAAGGAUGUUUUCAAGGUUCAUCCAUGUUGUAACAAGUAUUAGUACUUCAUUUCUUCUUAUGUUCAAACAGUAUUCCACCAUAUGCAUAAAUUUUGUUUGUCCAUUCUUUAGUUGAUGGAAAUUUGGAUUUCUUCCACUUUUUGACUAUUGUGAACAACACCGCUAUGAACCUAUGAACAUUGGUGUACGAGUUUCUGUGUGGAUGCAUGAUUUCAUUUCUCUAGGCAUAUCCCUAGGAGUGGUACUGCUGGAUUAAAUGGUAACUCUAAAUUAA